Cannabis sativa is the source of this 869-nucleotide messenger RNA. RefSeq names its product non-specific lipid-transfer protein A-like. The transcript has 2 exons. The coding region runs from base 252 to 626 and encodes 124 amino acids. The record is from RefSeq and is a predicted model, not a curated record. Gene Ontology annotation, biological process: lipid transport. NCBI's taxonomy places the organism in Eukaryota, Viridiplantae, Streptophyta, Magnoliopsida, Rosales, Cannabaceae. Gene Ontology annotation, molecular function: lipid binding. Gene Ontology annotation, cellular component: membrane.
ACAGCUGAACAAUAACAAAGGAAAAGAUCUAAUGCGUGUGAAAAUUAACCUCCCGAGUCCCCGAGUAGAAAAACUCAUCACGAAAUUGUCAUGCCCAGCCAACCCAUCAUCCGAGAGAGCCUAUAUAAUCAGCAACUCAACACCCCAUUUCAUAUCAUCAUUCAAAACAAACACAUUAUUAUUAAUUAUUAACAGUACAAUAUAUAAUCUCCUUAUAUUAAUAUUAAUUUCUUCCUUUUUACUAUACCAAAAUGAGUACAAAGAGAGUGAAAGUAGUAGCUGUAGCAGUGUCACUACUAAUGUUGAUACAGGUGGGUUGGAGCCAGCAGGAAGGGUCUAGCCAGCCACAAUGCAACCAAGUGGUGCAGCAGCUAACCCCAUGCGUCCAGUACGUGACUGGGAGGGAGUCGAAGCCCUCAGACGCAUGCUGCAAUGGGGCCAAACAGCUGGCUGCGUCAGCUAAGACCACAAAAGACAGGCAAACUGCUUGUAGUUGCAUUAAGCAAGCCGUUGGUGGUUUGCCUAACGUUGACCCUUCAAAAAUUUCUAGUGUCCCCAAAGAAUGUAACAUUGAUUUCAGUUUGCCCCCUAUCACUCGAGACUUCGACUGUUCUACGUACGAUUAAGGCUAUGUACUGGUGAUUAUAUAUAUAAUAUAUCUAUCUAUGAUAUUGGGAUCCCCUCAAAGAUAUAUAUAUUGUACCAGAUAAGACCUUCAUAAAAUAAAUUGUAGCGCUAUUAUAUCUAUAUAUCUAUUAAUGUACUGAUCAUCGUCAGUCUUUCGUUUUAUGAAACAAUAAUUAAUAAUGUCCUUUUGUGGGAAAUGUUUAUCUUAUUUUUAAUUAUCAAUGAAUUAUAUGUUGAUCUUA